AUGGCCCGCACCAAGACCCAUGGCAAGGCGGCCAUUGCCUUCGAUCCACCUGAAGACACGACGCCCGCGGAGAAGUCGGUGGCCAAGGUGCGCGCCAAGAAGACGUCCUUGGCGGCAGUCGCGGCCGAGAAGAAGCCGUUGGUGAAAGUGAUCAAAGUGCCCGGGCGAGUGCAGAUCACUCCUCACGCAGCAGACGCAUCUGCGCUCGCGCUCUUCUCCCAGUUUCAAGAUGCUAGCAACUUAUCGUGGCCCCGGAUUGGCGAGAUCUGGAGGGCCACGAAGCUGGCCCAAGGCACGGGUUCUGAGUUGCCGGAGCUCUGCAUCUACAAGGUCCUCGAGCACUGGGUCCUCUUCCUCUUCAACCGCUCGAGCCCGCGCUCGAAGAACAGCGAGAACGUGCUGUCGCAAGGAACGGCCGACAACUAUCUUUCCCAGAUCGAAAAGAACAUCAAGCACCGCUUUGCGGCUACGGACCUAAGCGCCGAGCGCUGCACGUCCAUUCGCAAUCAGUUGACGCGCUGCUUCACGGAGCGCGCGACGCAGUUGAAGAUCGUCUCGCACCAGGCGCCGGCAAUGACUGUCAACGACAUGACGAUCCUCGGCGACACGAAGUCCAUCCACGUAGCGUGUACCUUGUCCAUUCUCUGGCAUCUCUUGGGUCGUGUUGUUGAUUCGGCCCGGCUGACACGCAACCAGCUGUGCGUCAUGAGCGACGGCGCCAUAUUUGUCAACUUGGCGCGACUCACGACGUCGUCGCUACAAGGGGUGUCGCUGUACCCACACAAGAACGAGCCGUUCCUCUGCCCGUUCUUGGCCUUUGCCGUCUUGCUCGUGACGUCUGGUCCCAGCGCAUGGUGCAUCGCGCUCGCCACGUCGCAGGCUGUCGUCCACCAGCCACCUCGCGAAGUCGGCGCGAUUUCGCAGCUCGAGGCUUCGCUGUUCGGCGUCGCCGACGAUCUUGAUGACACGCCCGACAUGGCAGCUCGCAAGCGUCCGUCGGUUGUGCAGCUCCUCAACCAUGAGCUCAAGGAGCUGGAGGCCGAGUACAAGGAAUCGGGGACGACUUUGCAAGACGACCAGGAGAUUGCUCGACGCCUCGCUGGCUGGGACCUGGACGACGUCGUGACGCCUCCGUCGCUGGAUGUGCUCAAGGCGUCGUACAGCAAAGAGGGCCAGGCACGCCUGCUCGUGUUUCAAGAGCUUGCCUUCUCGAACGCACGUAGCUUCAAGGGUGACGCUGACAAGUGCAACGUGUCGGACGCGGUCUGCAACUCGCUGUUUGCGACGCUCCUCAUGCACCUCCCCAUGCUGCACGCGCUCAACCCAAAGUCGGUGUUGAACAUCCAGAUUAAUCGUGCUAUCCAGGAGUCCAGAUGCACACUCGAGUUCUUGACGGAAGCGUCCCACAAGAUUCGCAGCAAGUUCCACUCGACCGUGCCUAUGCACGAGUGCAAGACGGACAACAUUGCGAUGCUACUGCGCGAGAUGUCCUCGCAGUUUGCCUCGUUCAACUCCAAGAUCGACCAGCUGCAGCGUGAGGUUCGUGACCUGCGGGUCGGCCAAGUGCCACCAGAUAGUAGCGAGGCGACCGCACGUGCGGAGCCGUCGGUCGCCGCCUACAACUCGAACUGGCCCGUGGUCAACGUCGGCACAUGAAGACAACCAGUCGCAAGAUUCUCAGCAUCGCCGAGAUGAUCGAGAUGAUGCUUCAUUCCCAGAGAUCACUAAUACUAAUAAGCGUUGUCCGAG
This is a messenger RNA of Saprolegnia parasitica CBS 223.65, 1749 nucleotides long. RefSeq lists its product as hypothetical. Bases 1 to 1656 code for a protein of 551 amino acids. Lineage: Eukaryota; Oomycota; Saprolegniomycetes; Saprolegniales; Saprolegniaceae. The transcript is spliced from 7 exons. The record is from RefSeq and is a predicted model, not a curated record.